Alnus glutinosa is the source of this 1356-nucleotide messenger RNA. RefSeq names its product zinc finger BED domain-containing protein RICESLEEPER 4-like. Lineage: Eukaryota; Viridiplantae; Streptophyta; Magnoliopsida; Fagales; Betulaceae. Gene Ontology annotation, molecular function: protein dimerization activity; DNA binding. Bases 1 to 1356 code for a protein of 451 amino acids. The record is from RefSeq and is a predicted model, not a curated record. The transcript has 6 exons.
AUGGUUGAUGAAAUGCUUCAACCAAAUGCAGAGUGUCCGCCCAAUGAUAUUGCGGGUGAUAUUGUUUUCGCAGCGUUGUCGAGGAGGGAGUGGCCGGGGAGGACUUUCAAUGGCGAGGAGAUUGUUGGGUUGUUGUCUAGAAAUUUGAUGACAGACACUUUGAGUGAUGCAACCACCCCUAUUAUGGUAGAUGACAAUUCUGAAACACCUUCCACUGCAAAUGUUGAAAGCCCCACACCUUUCCAACAGUCACAAUUCGAUAAUACCUCAGCCAAUGAUGUGGGGAUUGAGUAUAUGAGAAAGAGGAUGAAGAACAAGAGUCAUACUGUUUUAGGAGGAGAUUUUCUUCACAUGCGUUGUGCCGCUCAUAUUUUAAACCUUGUUGUGCAUGAAGGCUUGAAAGACUUAGGUGACUGUGUUACUAAUAUAAGGAACGCAGUGAGAUAUGUGAGAUGGAACUCUACAUAUUUGAUGUUGACCACUGCUGAGAAGUAUCAAAGAGCUUUUGACCUAUUGGGGGAGGAUGAGCAUAAUCAUUUUGUUGUUCCUCAACCUAUUGAUUGGGAAAAUGAUAGGGCAUUUGCGACAUUUUUGCAAACUUUUUAUGAAACUACAUUGAAGUUCUCUGGUUCAACUCAUGUCACCUCCAAUUCAUAUUUUUUGCAACUUUGUAUUAUUCAAAAUACUUUGAAUGAUGGUUGUCUCAGUGAAGAUCAGGUCUUGAGUUCUGUGAGUUUUAGUAUGAAACAAAAAUAUGAAAAGUAUUGGAGGACUAUGGAUAUGAUCAAUUUAAUGUUGUAUGUUGGUUUUGUUCUUGAUCCACGCAACAAGAUGAAGGCAUUGGUGUUUUGGUUGAAAAAAUGUAAUGGGCCUAUGUGGGCGGAUCAAAUAGAGGCAAAAGUGAGAGACCUCCUGAAUCGUUUAAUUGAGCAAUACAAUAAGUUUCAUGGGAGAGGAGUAGGGGAGUCAUCUAACAUUGUUGAAGAUACAAAAAGAGUAGAUGUCAAUCCUAUUUGUGGUGAUGGAGAUAAAGAGACACAAUAUAGGAAUAUGUUUUCCCAACACCUUGUCGCAGAGAAUGACUUGGAAUCCAUUGCUCGUGAUGUAUUGGCCAUUCCUAUUUCCACCGUUGCCUCUGAGUCUGCCUUUAGCAACGGAGGACGUGUAUUGGAUACCUUUAGGAGUUCAUUGUCUCCGCUUACCGUUGAGGCCUUGAUUUGCACACAAGACUGGUUAAAGAACCGCCCAAUGAUCUAUGAGGAAGUGUUUCAGGACUUUAUGGAAAGCUAUGAUGAACCUGAUGGGCCUAAGAAUCAACAUUCUCAUUCAAUGACGACUGACACAUCUUAUUCCUAG